CGCACUGUUCCCACCCGCCCACAGUUGCGCCCUCUGAUGCGGCGCGUCGAGGGCAGCGUUUCUAACGACCGUGGGGUGGCGUCCCCCGGCCCUGGCGUGGCCCUCGCAGAGCCAGACCGGGGGUCCACGCUGCCCGUGCGGCUGCUCAGGGACACCCCGGCGGCAGCUCCGGACACCGGCAACGCCCAGGGCUUCCAGAUGAAGAUGGACGCCCACGGCUUUGCCCCCGAAGAUCUGCAGGUGCGGGUGGAUGGGCAGAACCUGGUGGUCACCGGCCAGCGGCGAGAGGAGCACCGCGAUCCACGUGGGGGCAGCUACUCCCUGAAGCAGAAGGUGUACCGCCAGAUGCAGCUACCUGGGGACCUGGACCCCGCCGCCGCCACCUGCUGCCUGACUCCCUCCGGCCAGCUGUGGGUGCGAGGCCCAUGCAGACCGCCGCCUCUGCUUGAAUCCCCGCCCGGCCCGUCCAGGAGCCUCAGCCGCCAGGGAUCGAAGAAGGGCCCCAGCACCGCCUAAGCCAAUAAACGAGUG
Molecule: messenger RNA, 531 nt
Organism: Octodon degus (degu)
Lineage: Eukaryota; Metazoa; Chordata; Mammalia; Rodentia; Octodontidae
Gene: Hspb9
Product: heat shock protein family B (small) member 9
Exons: 1
Coding region: 37-516 (159 amino acids)
Cellular component (GO): cytoplasm; nucleus
Source: RefSeq, a predicted model, not a curated record